AUGUCGUCUGGGUCCCGGCCUAUCAACAUAUCUGACAAUGAACUACGAGCUAUGCUAGCCAUCCCAGGCUUUAUGAAUGGCCUCGACCGAGAUGGCGCUCUCUUUAAGACUCUCGAGCAGUUUCACGCCGCCGAACUCAUUACUGCCGCCGGUUCAGACGAGGAGAUGCAAUCCGUCACCGACGAGGACGAGGACAUGAACCACACACCCGUUUCCUCACCAGAGCUUCGACCGUUCGAAGCUCACCCGUCGUCCUCGCCAGAUGGCUUCUUCAACCGAACUAUCGAUGGGCUGCAGCGGCCGUCCACGCCUCGCCAUUCUAUGUCAAUUGACUCGUCUCCUGAUUCGUUCUUGUAUCGAGCGGCCGGCUCCAGCUCACCGCCAGUGCCACCGGCCUUUCAAAAUCUCGAUCAUAUAGCCCAGAGCAUUCAAGGUGGUGGUGAUGGUCGUGACGAAGAUGACGAAGAAGACGACGAGGAUGAAGGCGACGGAGAUGAGGAUGACAGGAUGUUUGGUUCUGCGGGAGGUGGCGCGGACCGGGAUGACGAUGAUGAAGAGGAAGCAGGUGGUGGCAAUGGCGACGGCGACGACGAAGACGAAGAUGACGAAGAAGAUGAUGAUUAUGCCCCCGGUACAGAAACCGACGACGACGAUGAUGACGACGACGACGAUGAUUAUGUCCCAGGUGGGGUUGCCAUACCACCUCCAGGCGGCAAGCCUCCUUGUCCUCGCAAAGGCAAGGACGCUAAGAACUCGAAGGGCAAGGGUGCCAGAGCACGGGCUGUCAUGCAAGCCGAGUGGCAUCUCAUCGAAGGCGGCGGGAAUCAACGUGUCCCUCACAAGGCCGCUCACCUUCUGAACAACAUGGCCAAUGUCAGCCACGCGCGCCUAGAUCGGUUCGUCGAGGCCAUUCUCUCUGUGGCCUCCGACCCAGGAGAAAUCAUCUCAAGCACCGCCUCCAUCCAGGCGCUCGCCAUACAACGCGCUUAUGAUCGAUGCCAGCGCUCCAAGGAAGUUGGUGUGGCGGCUCAGUUCUACUAUAUGGUAUCUGCGGCCGAAGUGGUUUUGUUUUGUCAACAAUACCAUGAGACUUUCUCCGCGCCCACCUCAAAGCUGAAGGUGUCAAAAGUUUACCGAGCUCUUCGUUCUGAGCUGCCGGCUGGAGCCAGUGUCGACCAGGUUGUAGACUUGAGGCGCUUUCGACACCUUCACACAAGGGGUCUGAAAUAUCUCAGUAUCAUUGCCGGUGUUGGGAUUUGUGGUUUGGUGAUCGUAGCAGGCUUGCAACUAAAGGCGUUCGUGGACGCUAUGCAAGUCCCUGUGCCCAGGAAAUUUGCAGAUGUGGUUCGGGCGCCCGCGACAGGCUCGGAGUUCAUUAGGCCCAUCAAGGGGCGUAUCAUCCCGGCUAUCUUACAUGUUCAGACUACAAUGGUGGCUGUCUGGAGGCUUCCCCAGGUCUUCAGAGGCUUCCAGAUGCUCUCGACGCUGGCUGAAACUGAUGACAUGAUACGCCUCGUACGCUUCAAGGAUUUCAAGAUAGAAGACCGCAACCAGCAGUUAUGGAACCCUGUGCUGUCUUUGAGUGUGAGCGCACAGCGCGUUAUCGACACCUCAACGGCUUGGACCCAGGUACCUGCUGGAUCCUCUUUCAAGUUACCUCCUGCUGAACCCCGCUCGUUUCCGCCCAUAAAGCACAUUCAAACCAAUUAUAACCGUGACCUGCCAUCUAAUCGAAAGCACCCAGUACCAUCCAAUCGGGCACAAGCUGAUGCCUGGACUGAAGAUCAGCGUACCUUGGCCGAUGAAGCCAAGGUUCCUAGCAACUUUGAACAUCUUCAAUCUCUGCUGUCUGAGCACUAUGGAGAAGAUGGUGCCCGAAAGGAUCGUGAUGCGUACAUCUCUAUUCCUGCGCAUGUGUCUGGCGAUGUGUUGCGGUUGGAUAACUCCGACGGUACCCUGUUGGUGUUUGUCUGCCGCGCCAUGGAGGAUUGGUUGCGCAUCAAUCUAUUCCAGACUUUACAGAUCUCUCUUGCUGACACCGCCGCCAUCAUGAACAUCAACACCGCUGAGGAACACAUGGAGUUCUUUUCUUACCUCGUUUGGCAUUUCUCCAUAUACAACCGACACGCAACCACGGGAAAGGACGCUCCUCCUGGUAUCAAUCCCGAAAAGUGGGAACGUAUUGGCGUCAAGACCAACUGGUCGCAGAUGCUGCCCUACAACUCAUCUGACAUGCGCGAGUUUCAAGAACUCUAUCUCCGGCUUCAAGUCGUCUUACAAGACUUCUUUGAAUGGUGUGAGGAAACUUUCCAUCACUACCUCCCCGACGAGAUGCGCGAAAUGCAAAUAUCCAUCGAGAACCUGCCCGGGUUUCACUGGUCUCCAACAGCACCGUUCGCUGGUUUGGUGAUCAAUAUCAACUGCUUGACGCAAGGGCAUCGCGACCGGGACUUACGCCUGUGCAUGGUCUCCGCGCUUGGAGAUUAUGUAGGGGGUGAGUUGUGCUUCUAUGAGCAGGGCCUGGUCAUACCUUUGCGCUCGGGCGAUCUCGUCAUAUUUCGUUCUUCUGAGACGACCCACUUCAACUUGCACUUUCAAGGCAGGCGAGCGUCACUCGUGUUUCACACUGACAAGGAGUUACGAGUGUUCGACGAGACUGAGAACCAUUGGGGUUCUAGCUUAUAUUAA
Molecule: messenger RNA, 2688 nt
Organism: Peniophora sp. CBMAI 1063
Lineage: Eukaryota; Fungi; Basidiomycota; Agaricomycetes; Russulales; Peniophoraceae
Source: the annotation of a GenBank genome assembly